UCGGCCCGAGCCCGCAGCAAACACAGCCAUAGAAGGCAGCGGAGGAGCCGAGCCGGGCUGCGCUCGCUCGCCGCCUCCCAGCCUCUUUCUUCUCCGCCGGGUGCACUGCCCCGCGCUCUCCCCUCGCUGCUUCCCACCCCUAGACAAAGAGGACAGAAAGUUUGCGCGGGGGAGCGGGCCAGGUGAGGAGGGGCGUGCCCGGCCCCCCAGCCCGCGCCACAGCAGCCGGACACAGGCCCCCAGCGCGCCAUGGGCGCCACGGCCCGCAGCCUUCGCCUGGCGCUCGGCCUCCUGCUGCUGGCCACGCUACUGCGCCCGGCCGACGCCUGCAGCUGCUCCCCGGUGCACCCGCAACAGGCGUUUUGCAAUGCAGACGUAGUGAUCAGGGCCAAAGCGGUGAGCGAGAAGGAGGUGGACUCCGGGAAUGACAUCUACGGCAACCCCAUCAAGAGGAUUCAGUAUGAGAUCAAGCAGAUAAAGAUGUUCAAAGGCCCUGACAAAGACAUCGAGUUCAUCUACACGGCCCCCUCCUCGGCAGUGUGCGGGGUCUCGCUGGACGUUGGAGGAAAGAAGGAGUAUCUAAUUGCAGGAAAGGCAGAAGGAGACGGCAAGAUGCACAUUACCCUCUGUGACUUCAUUGUGCCCUGGGACACGCUGAGCACCACCCAGAAGAAGAGCCUGAACCACAGGUACCAGAUGGGCUGCGAGUGCAAGAUCACACGCUGCCCCAUGAUCCCAUGCUACAUCUCCUCCCCGGACGAGUGCCUCUGGAUGGACUGGGUCACGGAGAAGAGCAUCAACGGGCACCAGGCCAAGUUCUUUGCCUGCAUCAAGAGAAGCGAUGGCUCUUGCGCGUGGUACCGCGGGGCGGCACCCCCCAAGCAGGAGUUUCUUGACAUUGAGGACCCGUAAACAGGCUGUCGGAUCCCCAACGGCCGAUUGAAAAGCCUAUGAGGGUUUAGACUGGUCCAGCUCUGACAUCCCUUCCUGGAAACAGCAUGAAUAAAACAUCAAUCCAUCCAAGUGGGUUCACGCUAGUGUGAUUCUACACCCUCCCCGUUUUUCCUAAACACGGUUGUGGGUCUGGAGGGGCAGGCGGGCCAGAGUCCCUGCCAUACUCCCUCCGUCUGCCAGGCUGAGCACUGCGUGUUUCAGUCUCUGAUCCUUGGGUACGGGCAGGAGUGGAAAACAGACUUUUUUUUCCUGGGCACUGUCACAUACAGCUGACAGGCAACAUUUAAAGGGUCCCCUAGCCCUGCUGGGGCACAGCCUGGGAAUGUGCAUCUUGCAGAAAUGCUUGACGGUUGUUGUGAGACUGUGUAGCCGGCCUACCAGGUCCUUUUCAUCCUGAGAGGGACAUGUCCCUCGUUUUCUGCAGUGGCCAUCCCUCUGGCCCAAGUCUCUCGCUCCUUUCAAGUAACCCCCCACCCCCGUCUCCUCUGUACCUGAUGUGGACUCUGAGCACCGGGGUCUCGCUCAAGUCCAUUUGUAGUAGCCCGGUUAAGCCCAUGAACCCACAGACUUUCAGUGGCGCCCCUCGCGCCUGUGGGAAUGGGAGCCCUCCCUGAGCCGCGUUUCUGGCUUCAGCCGAGUCAUUUCUGUCCUACCCUUUCCCAUCUCCAUCCCCUGCUGGGGAAUCUGUGAGGUCUCGUGCUGGGUGUCAGGAUCUGUGUAAGGGAUGCUUGGCUGUCCUUGCGGUCACCCCUAGGCCCCCUGAGCUAUUGUUAACCCCUUUCCGAGUGGCUUCAGGUGUCUGGGUUGAGCAGCACAGCCCUGCUUUCUGUAACUUCGCACCCUGCCACUGCUGGCUUACCAAUGGCAUUACACACACACACACACACACACACACACACACACACACACCAUUUAUUUUUAUUUUUUGCACAAACUGAAGGUGUAAGAGGCCAGUCCCGUAAUGCCCCAAUGGAAAAAUCCUAGUGAAAUCUCCUUGCUAGACUGGCCGUCAUUACUGUGUGUAGAUUUCUGUCGUGUUAUUAACCAAGCCCCUGAACCUGUGUGGUGAAGGAGCCUGAGAGCGGCUUUGUCUUACUAAGCCCCCAAGAGGCUGUGGCUUGUGCUUAAAGAGAUCUCAUUCUCCUAAGACACUGAAUGAGGCCAAGAGGCAAGUGCACUUAGUUCUGCUUCUGUCUCUCAGUGUCACAGAUACUACCCAUGUAAGGCCCUUAUAGGGAACUGGGGUACCUACUGCUCCCUAAAAAAUUGAUUUUCCUGAUGCCAACAGGAUAGGGGUUAAGACAGGCAGAACUUUGCCACUAACAGUACAGAUAGUCACUCUUCCUUCUACCCAAGUCUCAAAAACAAGAGGUCCCAAGGACACACAGGUAUAUUAUCCAAACAUGCACGCAUGUGCUCACACAAAAACAGACUCUGAAGUCUGGCAGCCUGCGAGUGGUCCUUUUGCAAAAUGCUUCCAAGGACCUCUGUCCUCCUUCCCUCUCCUAACUGUCAGAAACCCCAAAGCAACUGUUAAGAUCCACCCCUACCAUUAGCCACACCCCCACAACCAGGACCUGGCAACUCAGAGCUAGAUUACUUCCCUUUUAAGACAGACUUGGGGAGGGGGGGGUGUUCCCCGGGGAACCAGCCUGCCCCUCCCGAGGGCAUUUUUCACAGCGCUGUUCCUCCUAGGAUGCUGUCAUGGACCAGCCCACGAGACCCUGCAGCCUACCCCGCCCUGCCUGCUUGCUUCCUGUGCUGUGGUACCCUAUGUAACAAAGCCCGUUCCUGCCGACCUCUUGACGUGCUCUGGUUUGUUUCUGAUGUUCGCUGUGAGCGUUCUUGUGCCGCGUCUACGCCCUUGGUAGCACUAGACUUUGCACUUUUUAAAAACAAAGAUGUUUUGGCAUCGAGGAAGCGUCUGACCCAGAGUGGAAAGUAUGGCAUGGCGUGAUGGCUGGCCUGGGGCCGAGGAGCCCUUGUGAUCUUUGAGCUCUUCGGAGUAUCUGUUUUCCCAGACCCCUGUCGUUUGUGAUGAAGGAAUCUCUGAGAGACUGGUUCUAAAAGAUGGCCUUUAUAUUUCCUCCUCAACCUUGGUUUUUUUCCUAGCCACGCCAGGCAGACGAAGAGACAAGCAAACAAACACGCCAAACUAUUGGGACAAAGUGCCAGACAGAUGGCAGCUAAGCAGCAGCCACUCAGACGCCUUUGCAGCAAGUCAAUCACAAUAUAUAGUUUAAGGGAUGUAUCCACUCGGCAUUGUUGAACUCGGCAUGGUUAUGUUCUGACCACUGGGCUUCCCUCCCCCCCCUCUUAAUUCCAUCAUGCCAGCAAGCAUUUCAGAUGACGUUUACACGGUAUAUAUUCCCAAAUCUCCGCUUGACGCAUAUUAAGACAUAUCUGUGAGCUUGCCAAGUAAUUUAAAGCUUUGUUGAUUUUGUUUCCGUUUGAACUCUUGGUUGUUGGUGGGGGGGAGGGGAAGCACUGUGUUCAUGCUGGGAUAUGAAGUCUGAGACGAACCUCCCUGCACCCCAUGCUGACAACACCUGAGAGUUGUUCAAAGUCAACAGGUCGACUAUGCGUGUCUCUGAUGCUUUGUAUCAGUUUUUAUUUUUAUUUUUGAGGGAUUGCUUUGUCAAUGGACAAUAAACCAUAUUAUCAAAGAGAA
Messenger RNA from Mesocricetus auratus (golden hamster), 3625 nucleotides. It is a transcript of the gene Timp2, whose product is annotated as TIMP metallopeptidase inhibitor 2. Gene Ontology annotation, molecular function: protease binding; metalloendopeptidase inhibitor activity. The transcript has 5 exons. Bases 250 to 912 code for a protein of 220 amino acids. NCBI's taxonomy places the organism in Eukaryota, Metazoa, Chordata, Mammalia, Rodentia, Cricetidae. Gene Ontology annotation, cellular component: extracellular matrix. Gene Ontology annotation, biological process: negative regulation of endopeptidase activity; negative regulation of membrane protein ectodomain proteolysis. The record is from RefSeq and is a predicted model, not a curated record.